AUGCUGACAAAGUUCUACCAGCAUGUCCUGGCUUUGGUGUUUGCUGUAGAUGAGGUCAACCAGAACCCCAAGAUCUUGCCGAAUGUCACUCUUGGGUUCCACAUCUGUGACAGCUACUACAGCAUCCGAAUGACCUAUCGUACAUUGCUGGAUCUCCUGUUUAAGUCUCACAGAUAUUUUCCCAACUAUGAAUGUGGCAUUCAGAAAAACAUGAUGGCUGUCAUUGGGGGACUUAGCUCAGACAUCUCCUUCCAUAUGGCAGACAUCUUGGGUCUUUACAAGAUACCACAGCUCACCUAUGGCUCAUUUGCCCAAGAGGAGAGAAGUACAAGACAGUCCCCUUCCUUUUACCACAUGGUCCCAAAUGAAGCCCAGCAAUGCACAGGAAUUGUCAAAUUACUUCAGCAUUUCGGAUGGACCUGGGUCGGGCUCUUUGCUGUGGAUGACGACAGCGGAGACCGUUUCUUGCAAUCCCUUCAGCCCUUAUUUUCCCAGCAUAGAAUAUGUUGGGCCUUCACAGAGAGAAUCCCAAACCAAGUGAAUUGGGAUAACUUAUACGACCUUACUAAUGUGGCGUCAAAUAUAUAUUUGCCUUUUGGUGAUACCAAAGCCCAUACAUUUAUCUUCUAUGGAGAAUCAAGGACAGUCAUAACUUUGAACUAUGCCAUAUUUCUAGCAGAUUAUGGCUACAAAGAAAAUAUGUCAUUGAGAAAGGUAUGGAUUAUGACAGCCCAAGUGGAUUUUGCCUUAACAGGCCUACAGCGAGCCUCGGAUAUCCAGUUCUUCCAAGGGGCGCUUUCCUUCAGAAUUCACUUGAAAGAGCCUUUGGGGUUCCAUGACUUCUUAAACAAAAUUAAACCAUAUUGGGAAUACAAAGAUGGUUUUUUCAAGGAGUUUUGGGAACAAGCAUUUGCUUGUUCAUUACUAAAUCUAUGGGAUCCGGAGAAGGAUGAUGCAUCAUGUACUGGAGAGGAGCGCUUGGACAGCCUUCCAGGGCAUGUUUUUGAAAUGAGUAUGACUGGCCACAGCUACAGCAUCUACAAUGCUGUCCAUGCCACAGCACAUGCUUUGCAUGCCAUGCACACCUCUAUGUCCAAGUAUAGAGAAAUAUUAUGGAGCAAAAGACUUGAAUUUCACCAUCUCCAGGCUUGGAAGCAGCUGCACCCAUUUCUUCAAGGCAUUUCAUUUAACAACUCAGCAGGUGAAUCUGUGUCGUUUAAAGACAACAGGGGAAUGGGAGAUGGCUUUGAUAUCAUGAACGUGGUCACAUUCCGGAACAAGACUUUUGUUAGAGUGAAAGUUGGAAGUGUGAAUUCCAAAGCUCCAGAAGGACAAGGAUUCAUCCUUCACGAGGACAGAAUUGUGUGGCAGACGAGUUUCAACCAGGAACGUUGGCCCAUUUCUGUGUGUAAUGACUACUGCCACCCUGGUUCAUGGAAGAAAAAGAAAGAAGGGGAGACGUUUUGUUGCUAUGAUUGUGUUCCUUGCCCAGAAGGGAAGAUUUCAAGCCAGCAAGACAUGGUUGAAUGCAUUGAAUGCCCAGAAGAUCAACAUUCAAGUAAGGACAAAGAUGGAUGCAUCAACAAAGUGAUAACCUUCUUGUCAUUUGAAGAACCUUUAGGGAUCGGUUUAGCUUUCCUUGCUGUUUCUUGUUUCCUGAUCACAGCCUUCGUGCUAGGAGUUUUUAUUAAGAACAAAGAUACCCCCAUAGUCAAGGCCAACAACCGAGAUAUCACCUACAUGCUCCUCGUCUCCCUUCUGCUCUGCUUCCUCUGUUCUUUGCUUUUUCUUGGAAAACCAAGCAAUGUGACCUGUUUCAUCCGACAAUCUGCUUUUGGUAUUGUCUUUUCAGUGGUUGUUUCUUGUGUGCUGGCCAAAACCAUCACUGUGGUUCUAGCUUUUAUGGCCACCAAACCAGGAUCUGGCCUGAGGAAGUGGGUUGGGAAGACACUGGCGAACUCUAUUGUCCUUUCCUGCUCCCUUGUGCAAGCAGGCAUCUGUAUGGUGUGGCUAGCGACCACUCCCCCGUUUCCAGAUUUAGACAUGCAUUCCAUGGCUGACCAGAUUGUAGCAGAAUGUAAUGAAGGGUCUGUGGUCAUGUUUUAUAUUGUCCUGGGUUACUUGGGACUAUUGUCUCUCAUAAGCUUGAUUGUGGCUUUCUUUGCCAGGAAGCUGCCCAACAGUUUUAAUGAAGCCAAGUUCAUCACCUUCAGCAUGCUGGUCUUUUGCAGUGUUUGGAUGUCUUUUGUCCCAACCUAUCUGAGCACCAAAGGGAAAUAUAUGGUAGCUGUUGAGAUCUUCUCUAUUUUGGCCUCCAGUGCUGCGUUACUGGCUUGGAUCUUUUCUGUUAAAUGCUACAUCAUUCUUCUGAGACCUGAUCUGAAUAGCAGAGACCAGAUAAUUAGGAGAAAGAAUUAA
Gekko japonicus is the source of this 2418-nucleotide messenger RNA. RefSeq names its product vomeronasal type-2 receptor 26-like. The coding region runs from base 1 to 2418 and encodes 805 amino acids. The record is from RefSeq and is a predicted model, not a curated record. Gene Ontology annotation, molecular function: G protein-coupled receptor activity. Gene Ontology annotation, biological process: G protein-coupled receptor signaling pathway. NCBI's taxonomy places the organism in Eukaryota, Metazoa, Chordata, Lepidosauria, Squamata, Gekkonidae. Gene Ontology annotation, cellular component: membrane. The transcript has 5 exons.